Dinoponera quadriceps is the source of this 3739-nucleotide messenger RNA. RefSeq lists its product as uncharacterized. The record is from RefSeq and is a predicted model, not a curated record. The transcript has 10 exons. NCBI's taxonomy places the organism in Eukaryota, Metazoa, Arthropoda, Insecta, Hymenoptera, Formicidae. Bases 223 to 1404 code for a protein of 393 amino acids.
CGUACCGAGCUCUGCAUUUCCCAGUCGAGAGAGCCGCGGUUCGCGCGUGUGACUCUCUUUGCAGUCUCAACGAAGCGAAGGACGCGCUGUUCCAAGAUCGUCUACGCGAAAAUCACCGCUGGCCCGUCGCGUCUUUGACGAGGUAACGCGACGUCACGAGUUCAUUGAAAAAGAGCAAUGUAAUCGAGAAGGCUUAUCCCUCCAAUCAUACGGCACGUAACAAUGACCACAACGAAACGAGAGUCUGUCGCGGAAACAUCGCCGAAAGCGGGAUGGAUGCAAUCGGCAGUGGAGAAAGGAGCGCGAACUUGGAUCGGUCAAGCCAUCUUGAGACAGUUGGACACCUUUCUGUGGGUCGUAGAGAAGUCCGCGGAAUGGAGUUUACCUCGGAACGAAGACGAAAGCGAGGAAUCCAGGGACCUUGUGAGACCGCUACCGUGGAUGUUAUUCUUGCCAACCUUGCUGUUUUUACGUAUGAUCAGAGCGAGCCUGAAUAUGGGUGCACUGAUGUUGGGCUUCCCUCGAGUCUCCUCGACCUCAAUGGUGAGAUUCGCGCAGAAGAGUCGCUACCGUUUGGCAACCGUCGGUAAGACGAGCAGAUCGUCCAAGAAAAUGCGAGACGCACAGGACAAGAGAUUGUCGAUGAACCAGGCCAAGAAGGCCCUCAUCAGAUCCAUUCGCCUGACCUUGUCGACUCUAUCCUGCCUGGACGGAUCCAAACCCUCCCUGUCACCGCCGCCCACCAGAAUUCACAUUAGUGCCCUCGAUGCAGCGACGGGGGAAAAAUCAACGACGGGAUCGAGCGUUACUCCUAAGGAGAAGAUGAGAGAGGAGCUGACGAAAUUCGCGAGCCAAUCCGACGUUUUCACCGAGCCGGGGAGGAACGACCAACUCGAGUGUAAUUCUCACGAUGAAACAAAGACGGAACAGAGCUACGACGGGCAAAACGAAGAUGGACAGAGCGACGAGGGAAAGCAGAAGAAACAUAAGGUCGAGUGUGAUCAGCAGGAUGAUGACGGCGAGGUGAUCGAGCAGACUGUCAACGAUUCUCCGGAGAAAACGCCCGGCCUCAGUCAGGACAGUGAUAUCCAUUUUUUCUCUCCCGUCGAGUCGAGCGCCUCGAGGUCGAGGAGUUCGAGCGACUCGAGCAUCUCGAACAGUACUCAAUCCGUUCGGAACUCACACCAAAGAAAUAGCCUAAAGACGAACGAAUAUGGCAACGGCGAGGCACGUUUCAUCACGGAACAAACAGAUCGAAAAAUCGACGUAACGAAGAACCGACGCCCCCUUUCGACGGGACGAUCGCUCGAAGAGACCAAUAACGGCAAGCGCGGGACAAGUGCAGGCAAAUAUCACCACUAUCGGGGUAAACGCACGAGUCACGGAAAUCGCAAGAAAAAAUGAUCCAUUGUUUACAGAGAAAGACGAGAGAAAGAUUUUAUUGGCGAUACGCAUAUAAUAUCAUAUCGUGACCGGUUACGCAAUUGUUAGGGAUCGAGAUUACGAUUUGGAAUAAAGAGAUAAAUUUGUUCGCCAUCACGGUCUGAUAGAUAUGGCGGCUAUCGAGUCUUUAAAGAGUUGCCAAGUUGUUUCUCGGUUAUUAGUACGAAAGGGAAAUUUUUUCCGAGAUUUUUACGUUAUUCGGGAGGAGUGUCGUCCGAAACGGUCGGUCCAAAGUUCCGCCUUCGUUAUCGCUCGCUCGACCGAUCUAUCUCGCGCCUUUUCUUGAUAAUAAUGUAAUUAUAGUUUGCGAGAUAGAAGGAAGAAAAAAAGGGAGGAAAAGGCGUAUCGGCGAGAGAAUCGCACAUUAUCGCCGUCGAUGUAAUUCGAUUCAUUUGAAAUCUCUUAAUCGACAUUAGGCGGGGCCCCUACGUUAGUCCGGCGGAAACCUGGUGGAAGAGAAAGUGCAUCUAAAUAUCGCGGCGAUACGACCAAAGUACACGAGCAUUAUCGUAUUAUUUAGACUAAACACCGUCGCUUGCGUGACAAUUACGUAAUUCCCCUGUAAUCUUGACCUUGAGUGCGCUGUUUAUUCUUCGAUACGUAAUGCGAUCGCGCGCGAAAAUCGCGAUUAAAAUCCGCGUGUUGUUUUUGAAAAUGCCCGUCGAUUGGAUCUCUCUCUCUCUCUCUCUCUCUCUCUCUCUCUCUCUCUCUUUCUCGCUCUCGAAUUGUGCAAAAUAGUUACUAAUGAUAAUAUCAGUAAUAUUAUUAUUUAUACGAUACCGCGACGCGGUCCGGAAUUAUUGUCGUUCAUUCUGCAUCAUUCGUUCAUCAUCGAUCACCAUCGCGGUAAACUUAGAAAAUAAUCCGCUCGCGCGGACAGAGAGAAAAAAUGACGACUUAUAAUUUAUAUUUCUAUACGCGAUAUUCUCUCUCUCUCUCUUUGUACAAUAUAAAGUUCACGAGAUGAUAAUUGUUUUACUAACGAUUUUACGAUAAAAAUAAAUGAUUUAAUCGUGCCGAUACAAGAGACGUCGUUUCGCAGAUCACCGUAAAAACGCAAGCAAGAACGAUAAAGCGGCCUGAAUCAAUAGUGAUCGAUAACACUCUCUCUCUCUCUCUCUCGUCUUGCAAAUCUCUCUUCUUCGUGCAAAUUUCUGCGUCGCUGAAAAUUAUAUCAAUCCUUUAUGCGUACAAGUCCCACCUACCUUUUUAUAAAAUUAUUAGAGAUACCAGGACGUCCAAUUUUUGCGACGCGCAACAACCGCCCUUAUCGCGCACCGCGAUAACACGAGAUUAGACCCAUAUGUCAUAGACGAUAAACAUGUCACGGUGUCUUGGAAAUUUCACCAACAAGUUGCACCGCGCGGCAACGAUAGGUGUACAUAAGGAAUCAUCGGCGUCGCGAUCGAUCCUUUUAUUCACAAAGGGGAGAUUCUUCACCUGAAAUGACCAGCACGCUAAUUUCAAUCGUUGCCUCGCGGCUUAUCUGCGCGCGAGAAUCAUUGCAUAAAUAAAUACAGAUAGUGAGGGAAACUCUUUAUCAGUGCACUCGUAACCGGGGCUCUGUUCGGUAGCACUUGUCGGUUAAGCCUGGAUACUUCAUCUCGAGGGUCUCUUGUCAUUAACAAAUUGUAAGGUACAACCGACCGUCAAGUAGCAACACUCACAUCGUCCCUUCCGGUUUUCAAAUUUCCCGAUAAACUGCUUUCCCAACGUCUCACCUGAAACUUUUGUGCGAUUAUCCUCGCGAUAGCGAUAAUGAAGAAACUGAAAUUACGCUGCGUCAGCCUUGGCUUGGUAGAAAACUCCUGGUAGAAAAUCCUAACGUAAAUCACUAUCGAUAUCUAUCGAUAUUACACGUGGUAGAGAUACGGCAAUCUGUAAUUUCAUUCUUUUUCCUUCCCUCGCGACACGUCGGAGACAUCCAUUCCGGAUGAGAGAAAUGUGCAUUCUCCGUCAAAAGUAAGCUUUCCCAGCGCUCGGGAGGUUUUCGACGCGCAAAUUUUGAGACUUUGCGCGAUUAGCGAUAUUGCGCAAAGUCAGAGGUGAAGAAAUAUCGAUAAGAGGAGGCAUUUUAUUAUUAUUUUUGAAGCGCGAUUUAAAUAUAUAAAAGGCGAUUAUGCAAGUGCGUGAAUCGACCAAGAUCGAAGAGACUCGAUAAUAUUUCGGUUCCUCCGACACACGUUACGAUUUGCGGUAGUCAAACUAAUCUAUGUAGGCUGUUAUCGCACAGAUAACGUUGCCGGAGCUCCUAUCAGGUAGCCAUAUUUUUGAUACAAUAUAUAGGUGAUCGAUA